This is a messenger RNA of Cyclopterus lumpus (lumpfish), 2656 nucleotides long. RefSeq names its product lysine (K)-specific demethylase 7Aa (gene kdm7aa). Gene Ontology annotation, molecular function: histone demethylase activity; transcription coregulator activity. NCBI's taxonomy places the organism in Eukaryota, Metazoa, Chordata, Actinopteri, Perciformes, Cyclopteridae. The transcript has 18 exons. Gene Ontology annotation, biological process: protein demethylation; regulation of transcription by RNA polymerase II. The record is from RefSeq and is a predicted model, not a curated record. The coding region runs from base 14 to 2638 and encodes 874 amino acids.
GGACAGUAGGAAGAUGGCGGCGGCCCCGCUGUACUGUGUCUGCCGGCAGCCGUACGAUGUUAGCCGGUUUAUGAUCGAGUGCGACAUCUGUAAAGACUGGUUUCACGGCAGCUGUGUGCAGGUGGAAGAGCAUCAUGCUGUGGAUAUCGAUGUUUACCACUGUCCCAAGUGUGAUGUUGUACACGGACCCUCCCUGAUGAAAAGGCGUAACAACGGCCACAGGCACGACUACACGGAGCCAGACGAUGGAUCGAAGCCGGUGCAGGCCGGCACCUCGGUGUUUGUCAAGGAGCUCCAGAACAGGACCUUCGCCAGUGGUGAGGAGAUCAUGAUGCAGAUGAAGGGAGAGCAUGUGUCGACCAGGUACCUGGAGAAACACGGCUUCAGCUACCCCAUAGUGGUCACCGAGAUGGAGGGCCUGGGACUCAAACUACCGGUCCCUACGUUCUCCGUCAAAGAUGUGGAGCAGUAUGUGGGUGGCAACAAAGUCAUCGACGUGAUCGAUGUGGCACGGCAGGCGGACAGCAAGAUGAAGCUCAGCGAGUUUAUCAAGUAUUACACCAACCCGCAUCGACCGAAGGUCCUUAACCUCAUCAGCCUGGAGUUCUCUGACUCAAAGAUGUCCAAGUUGGUGGAGGUUCCUGACGUGGCUCAGAAGAUGUCCUGGGUAGAGAACUACUGGCCAGACGACUCCUUCUUCCCCAAGCCCUUUGUCCAGAAGUACUGCCUUAUGGGGGUGAAGGACAGCUACACAGAUUUUCACAUAGACUUCGGAGGCACUUCGGUCUGGUACCAUGUUCUCUGGGGUGAGAAGAUCUUCUACUUGAUCAAGCCCAGUCCCGUCAACCUUGCACUAUACGAGGCAUGGAGCUCCUCGCCCAAUCAGAGUGAAGUGUUCUUUGGGGAUAAAGUGGAAAAGUGCUACAAGUGUGUUGUGCCCCAAGGAACCACCCUGCUCAUCCCUACAGGCUGGAUCCAUGCUGUUCUCACCUCUCAGGAUUGCAUGGCGUUUGGAGGGAACUUCCUUCACAACCUCAAUAUUGGCAUGCAGCUCAGGUGUUAUGAAAUGGAGCGUCGCCUGAAAACCCCAGACCUCUUUAAGUUUCCGUACUUCGAGGCCAUCUGUUGGUAUGUGGCCAAAAACCUCUUGGAAACGCUAAAAGAGCUACGAGAGGACAACUGUCCGCCUCCAACAUACCUAGUGGAGGGAGUCAAGGCUUUAAUCAGUGCCCUGAGGACCUGGUUGAAAAGAGAGGUGACUGAGCCCACCAGUGAGGUACCAGACCAUAUCAGGCCGAACCAUCUCAUUAAAGAGCUGACCAAGGAAAUCCGCUACCUGGAGGAGGAGCCAGUCAGUGGAAGCAAGCCAGUGAAAUCUCAGGGAAUCGGGUGUGCGGUAGCAUCCGGAUCAAACGCCUGCCCGGCCACUCGCGCCACGCUGGAGAGGCUGUGCCAGGCCCGGCAGGCGAGAAGGGCUGCCCGGCGGCUGAGGGAGCAGCAGCGGCAGGUCCCCAAAAUGCCCUCCAACCUGGACAUCUUGGAGCGGCACACCAGGGAGGUGCUGAGGAGGCUGGAGGUGGGACCGCUCGAGGAGGAUGCUGCCUUCUGUGCCAAGGUCCGUGGGAAGCUCAACAAAGUGUCGACUGCAUCGGCAGCUGCCGAGUCUUUAGAGGACAACCACCUACGGCUCAUGCUGGUCAACGGACGAAUUAUCAGAGAUUUGAGGCGACCAGCCAGCAGCCCGGUAAAGACGGAGGGUGAAAGGUCAUCUGGUGGCCCACCAAAGAGUUGUGUGAAGUCUGAGAGGACACAGUACAGUCAAGAGCAGCACAUCACAGUCGAGAAACCCACACUCCUCAGUGGUCUGGAGAGGGUGAAGACUGAACUCAGGGAAGAAGUCUCAGGACACUCCAGUGGGUCAGACACGGAUUCAGACAGUGACUCUCCCACAGAGCGUAAAGCAGUGUCGUCGUCCUCCGCCUCGUCAUCGUCGUCGUCGUCCUCCGCCUCGUCGUCAUCGUCCUCCUCCUCUGACGAGGAUUCGGGGAGUUCUCAGGAGGAAGGGGGGGAUGACGAGGAGAGGAGCUCCUCUCAGCAGAGAGGCUCAGGGCACACCAUAGAGCUGGACCCGUCUGGCCAGAAACUCAGGCACAAACACAAACCACUCAAACGAGAACGUCCUACCUCACCCAGCACAGAAGAGGCCAUUCAGGGGAUGCUGUCUAUGGCUGGCCUGCUGUGCUCCUCUAAGCCGGAGAAGGUAGCCUCGUCCCAGGAGUCAUGGUGGUCCAGCUCCAGCCAGGGCUCGCCGCUGGAACAGAGGGAGGAGGCCACGCACCGACUGCAGGGCGACAAGAGCCCGAUGGACAGUCAGGGCAACAGCAGCGAGGCCUGGGACAAUCGGGGGCCGCCCAGCCCGCUCGGCCGAAGCCACGGCGGCAGCCCAGAGGCAGACUACCAGUACUGUGACCCCUCGAUGUCUCCCCCUCUACACCCUUCCAAGAGGCAAGCCCCCAACCCCCCACCGAUCAGCAAUCAGGCCACAAAAGGCAAGCGGCCCAAAAAAGGAAUGGCCACAGCCAAGCAGAGACUGGGGAAGAUCCUGAAGCUCAACAGACACAAUCGUGUGUUUGUGUAACAAUUCACAUUUUCAAAA